AUGGUGCCUUACUCUUGGACAGUUGCGCUGGCCCUGUCUGCUUCUUUUAUCCCAACCCACGCACAGCUCUACGACAAAGUCAUACAAACACAAUAUGGCCCCGUCAAAGGAUACAAAUAUUUCAAUCAGUCCACGCUGGAAGAGAACUGGGGUGUCUCCGAGAGCAACGUCGCUGCGUUCUUAAGCAUUCCAUUUGCUGCUGACACCGCAUACGAGAACCGCUGGAAACCACCCCAGCCGCGCGAGCCCUGGAACGAGACUUAUAUCGCCGAUACCUGGGGCCCAGGAUGUCCUACCAGCUAUGCAACCGACUACAGCGAGGACUGUCUUACCGUUAACGUAUGGACCGGCGCUGAUUCUUCUUCCGACAAGCUCCCCGUCGUGGUAUACAACCAGGGGAGUGACGAGCCCAGCAACGACCCCGUAUACUACGGAGGUGGUCUCGCCCGUAAAGGAGUCGUCGCUGUGACCUUCAACCGCCGCGACGAUGUCUUUGGAUACCUUGCCCACCCCGAGCUGAACGCCGAGUCCGUCGAUAGGAACGGGCACAGCUCCUCUGGGAAUUACGGUAUCCUGGAUUUCCUGGAGCUCCUGCACUGGGUGCAGAGGAAUAUCGAGCACUUCGGUGGUGAUCCGAACCGCGUCACUAUUGUCGGACAAUCAUUCGGUUCUGCCCAGGUAUACCAUGCCGUCAACAGCAAGCUCUUCAGCGGUCUCUUCCACGCGGCCAUUGCCGAGAGUGGCGUGCGUUAUCCGUACGAUACCCUCCUCGCCGGGCUCGCAGACUCAUACGUGACAAUGCCCAAGGCCAUCGAGAACGGCCUCAACUACACCGCGGCACACAACGCGUCCUCUAUCGCUGAGCUGCGCCAGCUAUCCACAGACGAGAUCAUGAUCGGCUCAGGCGAUCGAACUACCUCCGACGACUACUGGUGGGUUACUGCCCUGUCGACCAUGUACCCUCUCAUCUACAAGCCCGUGCUAGAUGGGUACAUCCUGCCUGAGAAAUACAUCGACAGUCUGCGCAACGGCCCAGCAAACGACGUCCCCUUUAUAACAGGAAACAAUAAAGACGAGAGCGGCGCAGCUCUAUCAACAAACUACACCGCCGCAGAAUACAAGACCUACUGUACCUUGAAAUACGGCAAUCUCUCCCAGGAAUACUUCACGCUAUACCCCGGCAGAAACACGUCAGAGGCAAGUCGUGCCUGGAAUGCCGCUGCAAGAGAUACAUCGCUUGUCUCAUCGUGGGCGUUUGCGAGAGACUGGGCCAAGUCUGCUUCUAGCCCUUUCUAUACGUACUACUGGGACCAUGCUCCUCCUUCGCAAGGUCAGGGAGCAUACCAUGCGUCUGAGCUCUAUUAUGCCUUGGAUUCUCUGUAUGCGAGUUCGAAUGACCACGCGUGGACGUGGUAUGACUACCACGUUGCGGAAAUCAUGUCCAGCUACUGGGUGAAUUUUGCGAAGACGGGGAAUCCAAAUCUGGGUGGGACUUAUCCGUUUGAUAACCUGACGCACUGGGAGCCGGUGGAUGGGAAAUCGCAGACUGUGUUUCAUGUUGGGGAGGGAUUUGGCGAUGUUCCUUUGGCGAAACAUGGGCAGGUGGAUUUGAUUUUGAAGUACUUUGCUCAGCAGACUCCGUAUUAG
This is a messenger RNA of Aspergillus versicolor CBS 583.65, 1647 nucleotides long. Its product is annotated as carboxylesterase/lipase family protein. Lineage: Eukaryota; Fungi; Ascomycota; Eurotiomycetes; Eurotiales; Aspergillaceae. The transcript has a single exon. Bases 1 to 1647 code for a protein of 548 amino acids. The record is from RefSeq and is a predicted model, not a curated record.